UGCUGUCCGAUCUCUCCUCGCUUUCUCUCUAUUACGGCAAUUAGAUGCAGCACAAUUGACCGUGCUACUACAACGACUCACUGAAAUUACCUUAUAGGCUAUGCGUGUCAUUAACAACCGGAAAACUCAAUUUUUAUUUUCUGCAUAGAACCUGAAGCGGAGUUUGACUUGUUUUUAUCUGGACCCCACUGUCACGUUGGGAUUUUCAGAGGAGCGCACACUGUGGAGUUUUAUUUUUUGCCCGUGUGGUGGUGUAUAUUUUAUUAUCACAUCCCUUGAAGUCAGGACUACGAGCUAAAUUCACACAGUUGGAAUACCGCAAAGGGUAACCAACCAAGCUGGAAGUGGGUCGACGAGCAUCUGGAGACAAAUACAGGCACUGCACCCCCGACCAAUGACCUACACGUAGACCCACUCUCUUGGGAUGGGGGGCACCGAGUUGCACAAAACUGCUCUGAUUGGCUGGAGCUCUGUCUGUCAGCUGUCAAUCACAGCCUGAGGAGCAGGUUAUUGGUCUGGGUUGCUGUGGGGGGUGGGAGAGGAGUUCCGGGAACUUCCAGGACCACAAUCUGCUUGGCUGAGUGCAGCAGGAGCAUGUUGAGGGGAGCCAGGCCAGGGGGAACCAGUACCUCUCCAUUGAGCUCUGGAGGAGCCACUAUAGCCCAUGGAAUGGGGAUGGUCUACCUAUCCAAGGUCUACCUUCUCUUAUGGAUUGGCUUCCUGUUAGCGUCUGUGUGUCUGCCGGUCAUGGCUCAGACCCAAGUCCACCCUGUUGUCACCACGAAUUACGGGAAGCUGCGGGGGUUAAAGACGACACUGCCCAAUGAGAUCCUAGGGCCCGUGGAGCAGUACUUGGGGAUCCCGUACGCUUUGGCCCCUACAGGGGAGAGACGCUUCCAGCCCCCCGAGCCGCCCAUGUCCUGGCCUGGGAUCAGGAAUGCUACCCAGUUCGCCUCUGUGUGUCCACAGUACCUGGAGGAAAAGUUACUCAACGACAUGCUGCCGGUGUGGUUCACAGCCAACUUGGAUACAGUGGUAACCUAUAUGCAGGACCAGAACGAGGACUGCCUGUACCUAAACAUUUACGUGCCAACUGAGGAUGACAUCCACGAUGAGAACGGGCUGAAGCCGGUCAUGGUGUACAUCCACGGUGGAUCCUACAUGGAGGGAACGGGGAACAUGAUCGAUGGGAGUAUCCUGGCGAGCUACGGAAACGUCAUCGUAAUCACCAUAAACUACAGGCUCGGAGUGUUAGGCUUCCUAAGCACAGGGGACCAGGCAGCCAAGGGGAACUAUGGACUGCUGGACCAGAUCCAAGCGCUGAGGUGGAUCAAAGAGAACAUUCAGGCCUUCAAAGGAGAUCCAAAGAGAGUGACAAUCUUCGGCUCUGGUGCAGGGGCAUCGUGUGUUAGCUUGCUCACGCUCUCUCACUACUCAGAAGAUCUCUUCCAGAAAGCCAUCAUCCAGAGUGGUACAGCUCUGUCCAGCUGGGCGGUUAACUACCAGCCUGCCAAGUACACACGGAUGCUGGCUGAGAAGGUGGGCUGCAACAUGCUAGACACCAUCGACCUGGUGGAGUGUCUCCAGAGCAAGAACUACAAGGAGCUGAUCGAACAGAACAUCUUACCCGCAAAGUACCACAUCGCCUUCGGCCCCGUCAUCGACGGCGAUGUCAUCCCGGACGACCCCCAGAUCCUCAUGGAGCAGGGCGAGUUCCUCAACUAUGACAUCAUGCUGGGGGUCAACCAAGGCGAAGGGUUCAAGUUUGUGGAGGGCAGCGUGGACAGCGAGGACGGCGUCUCGGCCAACGACUUCGACUUUGCCGUGUCGGACUUUGUGGAUCACCUCUACGGCUACCCGGAGGGCAAGGACACGCUAAGGGAGACCAUUAAGUUCAUGUACACUGACUGGGCCGACAAGGAGAACCCCGAGACGAGGAGGAAGACGUUAGUCGCACUCUUCACCGACCACCAGUGGGUGGCGCCGGCCGUAGCCACAGCGGACCUCCAUGCCCAGUAUGGUUCGCCGACGUAUUUUUACGCCUUCUACCACCACUGCCAGAGCGACAUGAAGCCUAGCUGGGCUGACUCGGCACAUGGGGACGAGGUUCCCUAUGUGUUCGGGAUCCCCAUGAUCGGACCAACGGACCUGUUCAACUGCAACUUUUCCAAGAACGACGUCAUGCUCAGCGCGGUUGUUAUGACUUACUGGACUAACUUCGCCAAGACAGGAGAUCCAAACCAGCCCGUUCCUCAGGACACCAAGUUUAUCCAUACAAAACCCAACCGCUUUGAAGAGGUUGCCUGGUCGAAGUACAACCCCAAGGACCAGCUCUACCUGCACAUCGGCCUGAAACCCAGGGUCAGGGACCACUACCGGGCCACUAAGGUAGCCUUCUGGCUGGAACUAGUUCCACACCUCCACAACAUAAAUGAGUUGUUCCAGUAUGUAUCCACAACGACCAAGAUACCGCCGCAGGACACCACCCCGUUUCCUUACACCAAGCGUUUCCCGGGGAAUCGGCCUUCUACCACCCGCCACCCUGGGGUUCCCUCCGCUAACACCAAGCAGACCACCGACCAGCGGAAAGGUGAGGACCUCACCGACGAAUCAGCCGUGGUUAUCGAGACUAAACGGGACUAUUCCACGGAGCUGAGCGUCACCAUCGCCGUGGGAGCCUCGCUGCUCUUCCUCAACAUCCUGGCGUUCGCCGCGCUCUACUACAAGAAGGACAAGCGGCGGCACGAGUCAAACCGGCGCGGGCCAAGCCCGCAGCGUAUCUCCGCCGGGCCGGCCAACGCGGCGGUCUGCGCCAAUGACAUCGCCCACCUGCAGAGCGAGGAGCUGAUGUCCCUGCAGAUGAAGCAGCAGCAGCAGACGGAUCACGAGCACCACCACGAGUGUGAGUCGCUCCAGGCCCACGACGCGCUGCGCCUCACCUGCCCCCCCGACUACACCCUCACGCUGCGUAGGUCGCCAGACGACAUCCCCCUCAUGACACCCAGCACCAUAACCAUGAUCCCCAACUCGCUGGCCGCCAUGCAGCCGCUUCACAACUUCAACACGUUUGGCGGCAGUCAGAACAGUACCAACCUGCCCCAUGGACACUCCACCACAAGGGUAUAGCUCAAUGUGGAGAAGUCAAGCGUCCAUGUGGCCUGGCCUGUGUUGUACAAACACGGAGGAACGAGAGCAGAGUGACUGACUGUGUUUCACACAGAACUCAUCUCAGUGGAAGAGAUGUUAUUUUGCUACCAUGCCUUCUUGAACAGUAUAUAUCAAAGUCAAAUAGGAACUUCUAAUGACGCGUUUGAAAACCAUAGUAACACCGCUUUCAGAGUGAAGCUUCACGAAAGAAUCGAAGAGAGUUUUUACCAAAAGAUCAACACCUGAAGACAAGUGGAAUAAUCGGCUUUAGAAUGCUUGAAAAAAACAAUACAAAACACGAAGGGUUACAGUGAUGACAAGGAUUACUCAAAUAUCUUUUUGUGCCAUUUAAGUACAUCAGAGGACAAUAACACACAAUUGUACAGUGAAAUACCACUCUACUGCAUUGGUAAAGUAUGACAGACUAGUCAUGGGCACUGAAUUUGAAACUACCCCCAGCCUGAAAUGUAUUUAUGAAAACUUUGUAAAAAAAAAAACUAAAAAACAGUAUAUAGUUGUGAGUGAAAAUAAACAAAAAAAGAGAACUUUAAAGAGCUUCUAUUGUUGUUUGAGUUUAACUAUGGCUUUUCCAAGCGUGUUCUUUCUGUUGAGGUGAGUGUAAAUAAACAGUAUCAGCCAUUAUUCAUUUUUUGUUGUUGUAUUAAAAUCUGUUUUCACAGCAGCAGAUUUAAAAAAAACACUAUCCAUUUUGGGAGAAUACUGUGCAUCGUCUAGACAACCAUUAUAUUGUCCCGUGUGUCCUUUGGAUCCAUUUCUGACACAACGCAGGUCUGGGAACUGCUUUAUAAUCUCCAUUUUCAGACAGCAUUCUGAUUCUGUCUCAAAAUGAGGUUCGAUAGCUUGAGUCCAUUUUUUUUUGUCACCCGAUUCAUCUUGUUCUGCUUUUAAUCGUUUUGUUUGUAGGCUUUUUUAAAAAACAUUUAUGUCUAGCAGCAAUCUCACCACUGCCUGAGCUUCAAAUGUGACCAGAAAUGUAUUACUUAGAAAAAAAAGGCAGUGGAUUUUGGUAUCAAUAUUAGUUGGAUAUGUUUGUAAAAGAAGUAUAUGUUAGAUAUUUCAAAUUGUCAUAUGCUAGCAAUAUGUAAAGUAUUGUGCCAGGCUUUUGAUAUGUUGGGUUACUACAACACAAGUGAAUGAAUGUAAAUAAUAAUAAUGAUACAUGAUAUUAUUAAUAAUAACAAUUAUAAGUACAAUAUGAAGUCAACAUUAACCCAAAUUAUUUCCGUUCUGCAUCCUAUUACCGAAAAAAACUAAAGCAAGUCCAUAUAAAAAGGUUUAUAAUAAUGCUACAUUUGUAAAUUCAAUGAAAAAAAGAUAUCCUUACCAUUGGUCCAUCAACUGUCAAGAUACCAAGGGUUUUGAUGUAGGAUUUGAAAUGAUUUUAGUUUGUCUGAUAUUGUUUGCAGUUUUGCCUUAAGUGAUAGAUGAUAUUUCUGGCUGGACACCUGUAUAAAGAUUUUCUGCAGCAUUUUUAAUAAAAUAUCACAGUAUUUUCUAAAGAAAAGCUUCAUGGACAUUUUUUUUAUUUUAAAUGUGAGUUUGCCAGUCUGUGUAAGAAAUGUUGGAUGAUGCGCAGGAUUUGGAACACGUGCUAUUGAAUAAGACCCCUUCUUCAUUUGCUGUCUAACACAAUGAAGACAUGCGUUUCCAUAUAAAUGGAUAUACUGUGUCUUGUUGCAAUUCCGUCCUCUACUCCUAUUCACUUUGUGCAGAAUCACUCCUCAUGAACCUCAUGAAGUUAUCAAUUUAGAGUUUAUCAACACUGGCAAUUUAACAACCAACACUUUAAAAAUGUUAUAUCGGAAUUUGUAAAUAGUUUAGCCGAUCCAAAUCCAUUGACUUGCAGACUUGAUAAAUUGCCACUCUGCUCAGUAAGGGGAAAUAAAAAACUAGCCAAGUGUGUCGUUACAUUGUGUUUGCAGGGUCUCUAGUGGUAUUUGCAUACAAGGGUUUGCAUCCUGUAUGGUGUAAAAUUGCUUUACAAUGAUGCCCCUCUUUCUUUCCCACGGGUCAAUGUAUUGAUCUCUCUUCAAACUAACUUGACAGAAAGAAAAUCUACCAUUUUUUUGCAAUUCAAUCCAUUUCCUUUGCAGUUCCUGGGGCGAAGUAGAUUGUCUUUGACAUUUGUAGACUUACAGUGUAUAAGGCCCCGAUGCAAGAGGUUGGGGGCGAAGAAAAUGGUUGUCAUUAUGAGGCAGAAAAAAAAAACUUUGCCAAAGUGCCAAGAUAAUUUAAUAUGUUGUCUUCAUUAGCUACAUGAUCUGUCUAGUCUGGUUCUGUCUCAAACUGCAUGUCAAAAUAUCUAUCUUAAGACAACCAGUGAAAACACAGGACCAUGCAUGGAGUGUGUCUGUAGAGUAGACCAGGGCUCCGUCCCAAAUUGGACCCUAUUCCCUUUACAGUGCACUACUUUUGACAAGAGCCCUAUGGCCCUAUAAAAAGAGUAGGGUGUCAUUUUGGACGCGCAACAGCUCUUCUUCUUAAUUGGCAUGUUGUUUAUGCUAGGGGUAAUGGGGUGGGGUUCACUGAGCAUGAAUACUCCAGACUCGACUGGAAGUUAAUUAAGCCAGGCUACAGCGUUCCAUCACUCAGCUCAGAGUCAGGCAGCUCAGCCUGGGACAUGCUCAGCUCGGUCCCACCACCGUCUGUCAUUCAAGUCCCUCGGCUCUCCAAGCAGCCAUUACCGAGUGGUAUCGAUCGCCAUGGUGACAAGGUAGCAAACCAAAUAAAGAGUGGGCAGGAAUGAGGGAGGAGUCUGACUCCCUACCAUUGGGGAAGGGCCUAUAAAGGCAUAAAGUCCACUGUAACCAGCUUAUAGCUCGCUAGUACACAGCCAUUGCUACUACUACACCCUCCCUUCACAUUAUUGCUGUGUGUGGUGUUUUUCUUCCAACGAUGAAUUUAGAUGCAGGUAAAUACCUCUUGCAUCGAAGUCAGUUGAUUGCAUUCCCUCCCUAGGUGGCAGGACCCUAAUAGAUGAAUAUGAAAUCUUCUGAGCCAAUAUAUAUGCUGAACAGUUAAGUGGAGAGGAACUCUCAUCUGUGUGUGGUGAAGACCUGACUGGCUGCCAAGGUAAUGAUAAUGGCCUAGAGAAAAUUCCCCUUUUACUUUUUUUCAUGAUUUUUACUUUGAGAAACAUAUUGUCCUCUUUUCACCUUCUCAGUACUUGUCAAUAGUUUUUAAAUCAGUUGUGCAGAGAGAAAGCGAAAGAGAUAUGGAGCUAUUUCAGUGGCAACAAAAAUUGUAUUUGAAUUCCAUAAUGUCGAUUUCAUAUUAGGAUAUUACAUUAGAAUUCCACAAUUUAGUUUCUGUAUUAGGAUAUUGAAUUAGAAUUCCAUAAUUUUGAAUUUGUAUUAAGAUAUUGCAUUUGAAUGUAAGACUUUUUAAUUUGUA
Molecule: messenger RNA, 6561 nt
Organism: Oncorhynchus nerka (sockeye salmon)
Lineage: Eukaryota; Metazoa; Chordata; Actinopteri; Salmoniformes; Salmonidae
Product: neuroligin-4, X-linked-like
Exons: 6
Coding region: 595-3126 (843 amino acids)
Biological process (GO): postsynaptic membrane assembly; neuron cell-cell adhesion; synaptic vesicle endocytosis
Cellular component (GO): plasma membrane; synapse; postsynaptic specialization membrane
Molecular function (GO): neurexin family protein binding; signaling receptor activity
Source: RefSeq, a predicted model, not a curated record